AAUUCUGAAGAUUCUGAACUGAAUUUGUUUAUACUACAGCUACGAUUUGAACUGUGUGAUACUUCGCAAAAAUGUCGACUUUUGCGACCGGCAAUCUCAACCAAUACAUACAGUUUGUUGAGCGAGUGUACAGGACUGCACAGGGCAAUAUUUUGGCACGAUUACUGUCCUUAAGGGACGAGCAUGUGUUAAACAGGAACCUGCGCUCCAGUGACAUUGCCUCGCUCGUCGACGGCAACUGCAUCGCUCCUCUUGAUGAGAUGAUAACUGCUCAUCUUUUGUGUGUCAAAGCCCUCAAUAUGAAAGAUUACAUGGAAGCGUAUGAACAGCAAAGUGCCUGUGUGGCAGCAGUGGUAAGGUUGCUGCAGUCACAAAAAGAGGAAAAUUGGAGUCUCCCACUCAUGUACUCCACUUGUCUUGACUUAAGACUUGUUGCUCAGAAAGCUGAAGAAUGCAAUCCCCAAAGCAAUGGAAAAAUCCUAGAGAAAGCAGCAGAGAGUUUACUUGCCUGCUUUAGAGUAUGUGCAGCCGACAACAGAUCGUCAGAUGCUGAUACAAAGAGACUGGGUAUGCUGAACCUUGUCAAUCAACUCUUGAAAAUCUACUUCCGCAUCAACAAGCUGCAUUUAUGCAAACCGUUGAUAAGAGCCAUAGACUCUUCACCAUUUAAGGAUGAAUUUUCACUUGCACAGCAGAUUACGUAUAGAUAUUUUGUUGGACGUAAAGCAAUGUUUGAUUCAGAUUACCAAGUUGCUAACCAGUAUUUAUCAUAUGCCUUUGAAAAUUGUCAUCGCAAGAGCACAAAGAACAAGAAGUUAAUAUUAACAUAUUUAGUGCCAGUUAAAAUGUUGCUUGGAUAUAUGCCGACAAAGCAGCUACUGCAAAAGUAUGACUUACUUCAAUUCUGGGAUUUAGUAUCUGUUGUUAAGAAUGGAGAUCUACGAGGAAUUGACAAAGUCAUGGAAGAGCAUGAGAGCUUUUUCAUUAGAGCUGGUAUAUACUUGAUUGUGGAAAAGUUGAAGAUUAUUGCAUACAGGAACUUAUUCAAAAAGGUAUACUUGGUGGAAAAUACCCAUCAGAUCGAUAUUGCUAGUUUCCAAGCCGCUUUGCAGAUUAUGGGACAAGAAGAUGUUGAUUCUGAGGAGACGCAAUGCAUUGUUGCGAAUCUAAUUUACGAUGGAAAGAUAAAGGGGUAUAUUUCUUAUCAACAUAAGAAAGUUGUUGUUAGUAAGCAGAAUGCAUUCCCUCCUCUUACUUCCAUUUAAAUACGUGAGAAAUGGAAGUGCUUUUUCUUUCUUUUCUAAUCACACUACCGUAAUAUGGUUCAAAAGUGCGAAAGUAACAAUAAGCUAAAAAGGUAAGAACACAGGACUAAAACUGAUUUAUAAAAGAGAGUAUGUUAAAUAUGUUUUAUUAGGUCAUGUAUCUAAAAUCUCCAUGUAAGCGCCUAGUAGAUAUCAAACCAAGAUUGGGUACUUGCAAAAACAUUGCGGGUCACCUAACUCAGUUAGCUGAAAUAUUUUGAGUCUCUCGCACGCGUGUCUUAUACCAGCGUGACCAUGGUCGAGUUUUUGAAAUUUGACUAGCCAGAAAAAAGUCGCUAUUUAGUCG
This is a messenger RNA of Hyposmocoma kahamanoa, 1611 nucleotides long. It is a transcript of the gene PCID2, whose product is annotated as PCI domain-containing protein 2 homolog. Gene Ontology annotation, cellular component: transcription export complex 2. Gene Ontology annotation, biological process: post-transcriptional tethering of RNA polymerase II gene DNA at nuclear periphery; transcription elongation by RNA polymerase II; poly(A)+ mRNA export from nucleus. Gene Ontology annotation, molecular function: RNA binding; double-stranded DNA binding. Bases 72 to 1265 code for a protein of 397 amino acids. NCBI's taxonomy places the organism in Eukaryota, Metazoa, Arthropoda, Insecta, Lepidoptera, Cosmopterigidae. The transcript has 3 exons. The record is from RefSeq and is a predicted model, not a curated record.